This is a messenger RNA of Oryzias latipes (Japanese medaka), 2765 nucleotides long. It is a transcript of the gene cbx7b, whose product is annotated as chromobox homolog 7b. Gene Ontology annotation, biological process: negative regulation of transcription by RNA polymerase II. Lineage: Eukaryota; Metazoa; Chordata; Actinopteri; Beloniformes; Adrianichthyidae. The record is from RefSeq and is a predicted model, not a curated record. Gene Ontology annotation, cellular component: PRC1 complex.
AGCCUGAGGCAUGCUGGGAACGCGCUCCAGGAGACGGGCGCGCGCGCGUGCAGAUGUGUCGCAGAUUUGUUGAAAGUCUCUCGGAAAGACCCUCGUGCCAUAAGGAAAUCUGCCCGGACCCCGCUGAAACCCGCAGCGGCUGAGCGUGGAGGGCGCGCGGCGGCGAGCGCGAGCUGUCAGCGGCAGCAGCUCGCGCGUUAGCUUAGUUUGUGACUUUGACAGUUGGAGGGGGGGGAGCAGCGGAGAGAUGGAGCUAUCUGCUAUCGGGGAGCAAGUGUUCGCCGUGGAAUCGAUCCUGAAGAAAAGAGUUAGGAAGGGGAACGUGGAGUAUCUGCUGAAGUGGAAAGGAUGGCCUCCAAAGUACAGCACCUGGGAGCCGGAGGAGCACAUUCUGGACCGGCGCCUGGUUCUGGCCUACGAGGAGAAAGAAGAGCGGGAGCAGGCGCUCAAAGGCCUGAAGGCCCAAAAGCUUUUCCUCCAGGAUGGGGUCUACACCAUGGACCUCCGCAGCGCUCACAAGGGUCCUGAGAAGGCUCCGCCCCCCCUGCAGUUCUCAGUGGCGUCUUGUUUGGAGUCGGAGGACGAGGACGACUCCAACAGCGACUGCAGGUCUCGGCGUCCUCUGGCUCACCGCGAGUGCAAGCAGAGGAUGUCGCAGAGAAGAUACUUCGACUCCAGCUCCUCUAGCCCCGCCCAGGAGGACUGGAACGAGCUGGAGUCCCAGGAAAGCGUAGAGGAGGAGGAGGAGGAGGAGGGGGCCGCAAACACAUACAAAGGCUUCUUAAACGAGCAGAGGGGAGCAGACGGCUGGAGCUCUGCCGUCACCCCAAACGCCGUCGAGGCGUCCGCAUGGAGACCCGGUGUGGCGCCGGGGGACGUGACGGUCACAGAUGUCACCCUCAACGCCCUCACGGUGACUUUCCGGGAGUCCGGCAUGGCCACGGGCUUCUUCAGACCCGCUCAGCCGGCGUGCCUGCAGCCACACGGUUCGCACUGAGACGCCGGACGUGUGCCCCCCCUAUUCACGCUCUGUCUUCUCCCGCCCCACAUGGGGCGCCCGAGGGGAAAAGGUUGUCGUCACAUCAGGAGGAACGCCAAAGAGCCCCGACCGAGUCCUGAGCACCGGACCGCCCCCCUUAAGCGUGCCAAAACACUGUGGAACAGACCCAGACAUCCCAUAAUCCCUCGCCACGUUAGCCUGAAAACAGCCAGAAGAAUCCCGCCUUAAAUUCAAACACAAACCCGGCCGCCUGGCGCUGAUGGAGGAGCGGACCGCCGAAACUCUCCUUUCUGAGCGUUAAGUCAGCCUUCGUGUGAUGAGAUGAUCCUCUAGAAGAACCGCCUAAAAGUCCUGUUUCCAUGACAUCGACUGUAAAUGAGAAUUGGACCGAGUCACAGACGUGUGACGUCAUCCAGAGAAAAUGCUCCAAAGUCGCCAUUUUCUUUUCGUAAUGCGGACGCCGCCAUGUUGGAGCCAGACGUCGUCAAAAAGCAGAGAUUGAUCCGAGUCGGUCCAGUCCGGCCCGACCACUUCAAAGCGGGCUACACCAAAUCCUAGGUCGUAGGGGCCAGCAGGCUCCUCCUACUGUUAUUGAAGCAUCUGAUUGGUCAGUUUAUAACUGGAAUUACAGGAAAAAUAUCAGGAUAAAACAGAGAAAGAUGGUUCUUCUGACCAACAGGAUGACUGAGUAGCAGCUGUUCAUUUCUCCAUUGAAGUCUGGGGGAUAUGCAGGUACUUCCUGUUUGGAACGUGGGGGGGGGGGGGGGGGCACUCAGUCCAGUCCUCAGAUACAGUCAAUGCCUCCUACCAAAGGAAGACUCGCAUAAAAACAUUUCACAUAUUUCAGUUGGCCAGAAAGCCUCAUUUUGAGUUUAUUACAGAUGUUUUUGUCAGUCUGUCAUCUGUGGAGACGCUUGAGGUGAAGUUAUGGACCAAAGAUGAUUAUAUUUUCACCCAAAUGCAUCACCAUGGUAACCCAGGACAAAGACGUCCUCAGAGAUGACGCGGCGCAGUUGGUGGAACGGCGGGAUUUUGUUCCUGAAACGAAGCACUUUGAGAGAGCGGGAAAACCUGAAACAGGUGGAUGUGGGGACUGAUGGGGGGGGGGGGGGUCACAGAAUCAGCUAGACAAACUUUUUCAUUUUUUUAGGAAGACAGACGUUGUGUUCAGCAGUGACAUCAGCCUCCUGUUCCAUCUACGCUACUUUGAAGCCGUUUCAGAACCUGAACUGGAUCCAGUUCUCCAUACGUGUGACCAUCUUUGAGCUUCCUGAGGUCUAAAACAUCAACAGAAGCCCGUCGGCGUGAGCGUCCUUCAGGCCUUCAGUCCAGACUUCCGCCUGAAAACCGUCUGGAGCUCGGCGUCAGUCAAAAACACCAAACUCCAUGUGCUCCAUCCGUGUCCCGCUUCUCCUUUUCCAGGGUGGAGUUGAGCCUUAAAACUUUGUAAAGUCAAAGCCGUGCCCCCCUACCCCCUCAGUGGGAUGGCCCCCGCCCUGCAGGUGCAGCACGGACUCUCCAACAGCUGAGAUUCAUCCGGAGGAUGUAAAGGCCUGAUGCUCCUGUGUGUGAAGCGCAGAGCUGAUGUCACUGAUGCCCCGCCCCCUGACCUCAUGACAGGAUCAUUGGACUGUCGGGGCAGCUUGUGUUUAACGUUUGCAGUGAAUGUUUGUUUUUAUGUUGAAUCUGCUGCACUUUAUCAUGAUAUGACCCUCACAGGCUCCCAUCCAUGUGUUCUAAUAAAUGUUGCUCAUGUUUGCAAUGA